AUUUAUUUAAUGGCGACGCACACACCUCAUUCAGGAAAAAGCACCGGUGAGGCACAAGCCUUGUCAGUCCGUGUCUACAGCUUGUUUCUUACCUGUGUGCAACUGAGUGGUCCACAGUCAUCUGUUGAAGAGGCAGCCGGUGAACCAAUCAUUGCUGCUCCUGGUGAUGAUGUCAUCCUGCCGUGCCGCCUGGACUCUCAGGAGGAUCUGCGUGGUUUCACCAUAGAGUGGACCAAAGUGGACAUGAAGCUUUUUGUGUAUCUGUACUUGAGAAGGAAGAUCAUAACUGAACACAUGAAGGAGUCGUUGAUCCCGAGAGUGUCUCUGGACCAAGACGGACUAAAACGAGGAGACGUGACGUUAAAGAUCAGGAACGUGUCGCUCCAGGAUGAGGGGAAGUACAGCUGCUUCAUUCCUGGGAAGAACUUCAGGGAGACGGUUCAGCUGGUUGUUGAGCCAAACGGAGUCAGAGCUCCAACCAUGGAAACAUCCCAGGUUGACAUCAUCUCCACUCCAGAUCCAGGAGGAGACCGGAUCUGGAUCAGUCGCUCCAGACCGGCUCUCUGGAUCAUUCUUGGAGGUUGGACCUCAUUGAUCCUCUCUGCUGUUUGUGUUUGUGUCUUUCAGAGGAAACAACCAGAAGGUCAGAAACCUCCUCUGGUCUGAAGACAUCCCAUCUCUCCAAAAAUGCUUUGCUCGUCUUCAAGGAUUGAAGAGACUUUCAGAAUAAAGUUCUACCUGGAGAACCUAAAGUCACCGACCUCGGUCCAUUCAGGAAAACAAUAAGUCACAUCAGCAUCUGCCCCCACGGUUAGCAGUAAGGGGGCAACGGUUGACGGAUGAACCGGGAUCCAUCAGUAGCCACGGUUCUGCACACGUGGACCGGAGAACGCCACCCCCCACCCAGUGGUGUUCAUCAUCUAGUAAUGAUCUGUUUGUGUUUUUCAGAAUAAAAUGCACCAGAAUGCACUUUUGUUCAUCUGGACAUCUUGAUAUUUUUCUAGGAAUAUCUUGAGUUCAGAAAUGUCUUUAGUGUUUUUAGAAAUCGUCCUCAGUGAGAAAAUGAUUGCAGUGAUUUCUGGUCUGUGUGUGUUUGUAAAUACUUGAUGUAUUUUUGUAUGAACUAUGUGUUUGAAACAUGAAAUAAAUCCUCUGUCAGCUUUAA
Molecule: messenger RNA, 1165 nt
Organism: Oryzias latipes (Japanese medaka)
Lineage: Eukaryota; Metazoa; Chordata; Actinopteri; Beloniformes; Adrianichthyidae
Product: myelin-oligodendrocyte glycoprotein-like
Biological process (GO): regulation of cytokine production; T cell receptor signaling pathway
Cellular component (GO): external side of plasma membrane
Molecular function (GO): signaling receptor binding
Source: RefSeq, a predicted model, not a curated record